AUGGCAGACGCCCAACCCAGAGGCCCCUACAGACUUGUCACAGUCAACACUGCUCCUGAGAGGGCCAAGAGACUGAUUGGUCGAUUGAUCGAAGCUCUCAAGGAUCACUAUACCAUCAUCCAUGUCGAUAACUGCGAAACAAUUGAAGAAGUCGAGCCCAAAGUCACAGAACACCAACCUGACGUCCUGUUCUGCGCAUCAAUGUGGACAGCCGAACAAUCGGCCGUCAUCUUCGAAACUGCAAGAAAGAUUCGCCCUGGCAUCAAGACACACGCCAUCCCUUAUGGAUUGCAAGUUGAGCGGGGUCCCGAUGCGAUUGUUGAAUAUUUGGUGGAGAAUGUACCCAAGUUGUUGGAUGCUGAGUAG
This is a messenger RNA of Talaromyces marneffei, 366 nucleotides long. RefSeq lists its product as uncharacterized. The coding region runs from base 1 to 366 and encodes 121 amino acids. The record is from RefSeq and is a predicted model, not a curated record. NCBI's taxonomy places the organism in Eukaryota, Fungi, Ascomycota, Eurotiomycetes, Eurotiales, Trichocomaceae. The transcript has 3 exons.